CCGGUAUUUUCAUCAGUCCUAUCUCUGGCUGCUUCACUGAAUUCUCAGCUGAUAAGGGCUACAUCCCUGGACAGUUGCGCGUGCAAAUUAACGCGGUGUUGAGUCUCUUGUGGUCGGCAGCAUCGCUGAGGGGGUCGGGAAUAGCGGUAAUUAUCGGGGUUAGACACAGGUAACACUAUACGGCUCGGGGGCGUAAGGAAAGCCAGUGAUAUAAUUCCUGGCGCAGAAUUCCGUGUGGCUGUGAUUCUUCAGUACCAUGCGGUAGUGUGAAGUAGCACUUAGGAAAUCCAGGAUACUACCUGUUCUACCAUGUUGAUGCUGGGAUAUAUAGCGGUGUUGUGUGUCGUCGUGCACGUCCACUCUAGCAGACACCCAGACACUAAAGAUGAGUCUAUCCUACUUCAUACAUUGAAAAAGCGAGAUCUUGCUGACCAGAUUGGGCCCAUUCCAUACACACAGCAAGACGAACAUCAGACUCAACCUAUUUCAGAGGCUUCCCAUAACUCUGGGGACUCCUUCUACGGCCACACAGCCAUCCUGAACCCAAACCUAAACCAUAACCUAAAUCAGAGCGACCAGCAGUAUUAUGGGGCGCCUUAUUCCACACGUACCCCUUUGUACCGACAAUACACGCCAGAACUUGGUGGGGCAUCAGGAAGGGCGUCACGUGACUACUCCAGUUCCCAAAGCAGUCAGUCCGGCAGUCAGUCUGCCAGUCGCUCACCCACACGCACCCGGUCAACUGGCACCCAGACCUAUGGCAGCCAAGCCGGAAACCCAGGGGAACGCGUUGACCCGAAUGUUAGGGCCAAUAACCAGCGGACCAACAAUGAAGAUGAUGUUGAUGAUUCCCAAGGCAACCCUACCCGAACUGGUCAAAACCAGGGGACACAGACUGAUCCAAGAUACACGGGUUAUGUGUAUAACCCAUCGGGUUCGGGGGCUGCUACGGCAACAUAUAGCCCAACCGGAACACGGAGACAGACAUCAGGGCGCUCCACAAACACGGGGACGUAUUACAGCAACACUGGCGGCAGCGGGCCAACGGGAAGACGUCCUACUCUUGCUGCUAGUUAUCCGUUGGGUCCUAUACUCUCCACUGGCGGUGGGCAGCCGCUGGACAGGCGACAGAUGAAUACUGGGCAGCAGGUGUCCCGAGAGACGCCAGGCUACAGAACGUACACAGUUCAAGGGCAGCGACCGUUCUACUCCAGCAGGAAUCAGUACACAUAUAGCACAAGACAACAACAACCGUCAUAUACAGCUAGACAGCAACAGCCGAGCUAUACUAGUGGACAGCCUACAUAUACUGGUGGUCAGCCUACAUAUACUGGUGGUCAGCCUACAUAUACUGGUGGUCAGCCUACAUAUACUGGUGGUCAGCCUACAUAUACUGGUGGACAGCCUACAUAUACUGUUGGACAGCCGACCUAUACAGGAGGGCAACCCACUGGUCAGGGAUAUGUACCUUAUGGAUAUAAUCCAUCUGGACAACAGUAUCCAUACAAUCCUAAUCAAGGGAACUGCCCGGAAACUGGUAUCCGGAUGCGUAUCAAUGGUAUGGACUGUGCCAGGGCUGUCGACUUCUACGGGUCUUUUCUUUGCUAUCGACAUGAAUUCACAUCUAGGGAGUGCUGUGAGAAGUGUCGCCCACUUAAGAAUCCCUCCAAUGUUGGAUGCGAGUUUGGGGACCAUUCCUACCAGUGUCGUCAGAUACAGCCCCACGACUGUUACGACCUGAGGAACAGACAGAGUUGCUGCGAUACCUGUAACAGGCACAUGUCAGGAGAGACAGGGUGUGAGUAUGGCGACAUGACCCCGAGGUGUGAGAGGGUCACACAGAACCCCAGCCUGUGCUACAUCCCAGAGAACCAACGUCUCUGCUGCCACACGUGCACGAGAUUGCGGGGGAACGCCGAAAAUCAGGUUUGUCCAUGGGGUGACCAGAACGCCAACCUGUGCCGGCCGUUUGACCAGUACGGUGGGGUCCGUAUCAACUGCUAUGCUGAACAGAUACGAAGACUCUGCUGUCAGACCUGUGAACGACUCAGAGCCCGGAUGCCUAACAAUCUUGUCGGGUGUGAAUUCGGAGACCGUCCUGUUAUCUUCAACACGGGGGAGUUCGGCAGUUUGAACUGCACGUCAUUCUUCCGUCAUUUUCCUGUGGAACAGUGCGUGGUCAACCAAGCCGUCUCCAUCAACUGCUGCUUCACCUGUCACCGUUACCAGGGUGGGGGCAGGCAGGGUCGGGGCAGGCAAGGAGGGGUAGCAACCAGGGUGGGGCAGCAGGCAAGGAGGGGGUAG
Molecule: messenger RNA, 2304 nt
Organism: Haliotis rubra (blacklip abalone)
Lineage: Eukaryota; Metazoa; Mollusca; Gastropoda; Lepetellida; Haliotidae
Exons: 8
Coding region: 310-2304 (664 amino acids)
Source: RefSeq, a predicted model, not a curated record